Molecule: messenger RNA, 321 nt
Organism: Cladophialophora psammophila CBS 110553
Lineage: Eukaryota; Fungi; Ascomycota; Eurotiomycetes; Chaetothyriales; Herpotrichiellaceae
Exons: 2
Coding region: 1-321 (106 amino acids)
Source: RefSeq, a predicted model, not a curated record
AUGGACGACAAGAUGGAUCGGAUCUUUUUCCAGAACCUGUUGAUGUACGUUAGUGACGUUAGCGAAGGCAAGGAGCGGUUGAGUCUGUUGCAGGUAAUGCUGAUGCAGCACGUCUCCGCAACUGCGUUGAUCAUGUUGCCGAACCUCUGGUUCCUCGGGCCCCUCCGGUGGUGGAUCCCUUGGCUGUUCCAGUGCCUUUGCGCCUACGUGGCCCUGUGGAUGGGCAAGAAGCCGCUCCUCCGAAAGUACAUGUCCGUGGAAGACUGGGAGGACGAAGAUGUGCAGGAGCGCAUCGGGAUGUGGAGGAAGAAGGAUUUGUGA